AUCUCUACAAUACACAAUAACCAAAAUAGAUGAAAAAAGAUUUUGUAAUAAACAAACCUAUUCUAUUUGUUCUGGUUGCUCACCUAGUUUAAGUUAGUGUAACCUUGGGAAAGCGAUUUUUUGCUUAGGUGUUAUUUUCUUAGGCUUGAAAAACAGUAGAUUUUUUCACAACUUUUUUCUCAAAUUUCACCAAUUUAAAUUUUAAAAUUGCUGCACGUUUUUAUUUUCAUGUGUAUAGAAACAAUCACUUUUGUUCUGUACUUACUGCAUCACGUUUGAAGGGGAACUCCAGUAAAAAUUGCUUUUUUCUUUUUUUCAGAAAAGCAUAAAAAAUCAAAAAAAAACUUACUUCACUUGUUUUACUUAUUUAAAAUUGUUGUACUAGCCUUCGCAUAUUCAUUUUUUUUCUCAUAGACAGGUGCAAUAUAAUAUCAUUUAGGACUGGAUCUGAUUAUAAAUAAGGACAUCACACCGUGCAGAAAGUUUAAGCGAGCGCAGACAACGUUCAUGUUAAGACAUAUAGCUCACAUUUAAAUUUUUACAGAAUUCCGUCUGUGAAAAAAAAGAGUUUAGGCAAAAAAGGCUAAACAAAAUAGAUCGUGCAGGUGAUCUACCAAGCGAUCAAAGUUUUUUAUUUGUUUUUCGCACGUCACAGAUAGUUCUUUUAAAAGAGAUCUCCAGGAAAAUAAACUUCCGUAUUAAAAUAUUGCCACUUCGUAAAAAUGCCAUUUUAGCUAGUGAACGUGAUCAAAGUUUCUCAUUUCUUCCCAUUUCAUUAUUUGUACUUAUAUAUAUCCACAGAACACAACCAAAUAACGUUUUGUACAUUUUAAUAUUAAAUAAAAGAACAUUAUACCAAUUUAUAAUACAAACACUGACAAAAAAAGUUUUCUAGUUACACAUGUAUGUUUUGUAGCGCUCAAGUUUCUAUCCUUUGUUUCUCAAAAAAGAAGCUUUUUUGAUGGAAGGACCUGCGAAAUAAUUUCAGGAGGUAAAUGUGCCCAUUUUCUUCAAUCUUUGUUUAAGGCUGCAUGUAAUGCUGAUAAUGCUGUUUCUAAAACAGCUUUGUCAAAACAACCACUUCUAAAUCAGUAGCUUCUGCAACGCAUUUAUAACCUACCACAGCCAUAAGAAUUAUUUUUAUUUAUACAAUAUUAAUACCCCCCUUUUACCAACUUAUCACCACACAAACAUUAUUCGAUCUUUUGAUCACGCAUUUCAAUGGUCCUCCAUCACAGAGGAAGUUUCAAUAUUGCAUAAAAUUUGUUUGCAUUUGUGCGCAAAAAAGCGCGUGUGGGAGAAAGACAGUGCUGAACUGUGAAAUAAAAAUAAAUUGGAUUUUAAAGUAAGAAAGAUUUUUUACUAAAGCAAAUAAAAUUUUUUUGACGAAAAAGAUGUCAAAAAACCGAUUAAAUAUACUUUUUAUUUCUUUAAAAAGAAAAUAUUUUGCUAACAACGUUGCUUUGAGUCAGUAAAAGACACCUCGUCACUUUGCAUCAUUAUUAAUUUCCCUCUUGUGAGACACAAGAAGUUCGAAGUUGUACGGCUGUAGCUUUGCGAAGUCUUUUUCAUGAAAAGAAUUUUCUGAUUCUAAGUUUUCUGAGUUAUAAUCUUCGUUGACGUCUUAUCAAUGAACAAUGUAAACAGUAAGUAAACAAACUUUUAGAAGGUGUGCUGCUGAGCUCAAGGACUUUCUGCAUGAUGUGACAUGUGCUUAUUUAUUGCAAAUUUAUUUGAAAUUGAAGAUGUUUUGCACCUGAUUAAGAAAUCACUAAAAUGAUUUCCAUUUUUCUUAUUGGUUGCAUGACCGUUGUCACAGCUGUUACCAUUACAAAACAACCCGUUACUACAAGUGUAAUCAUUGGAAGCAGUCUGCAUCUGGAUUGUGCUACAGAUACUCCUGUUAAUAUAACUUGGUAUGCUAAGGGCAAAGAACUAAAUUGCAUUGAAUCUUGUAUAGUGUUUAACAACAACACACUUUUUAUAAAUAAGACUUCUAUUGCAGACACUGGCUCUUAUUAUUGUACUGUGAAGGAUGAGGCAGAAGUUAUAAAGAGUGAUACAGUUAAUGUUACUGUGCAGUAUAGUUGUAAAUAUGGAUGGAAAUGUCCUAAUUCCAAAAAGUGCAUCAGUUCGUAUCAGCAUUGUAAUAAUGAAGACAAUUGUGGUGAUUUGUCUGAUGAAACUGUCAACUGCUCUGCCCCAGGUGAAAUCACUUCCUUUAAUGGCAGACAAAAAAACUAUAAUUCAAUAAAGGUUUCUUGGCGCCGUGAUUCUCGCGCGAUACAAUACAACCUAGAAUUUAAAGAUGGUGGAAAUGUGACAACAUUCGUGGUUAAAAACGCAAGGUCGAAGUUAAUUACAAAUCUCAGUAAUGGGACUACUUACCAGUUUAGGGUAUCUGCACAGAACUUUGUCGGUGAAACAAAAAAAACAAAAUGGAUUAAUGUGACAAUUCCCCGAGUGGUGCCACCAAGUCCAGUGAGAAACCUCACAGUAGUUCCAUUUAGUGUAAGUUAUACAUAUGUAAAAAUGGAUGUGCAAUUUUUAAGACCAAUCGAAAGCGGCAGUCUUCAUCUAGUGUAUUAUUUAAGGAUUUGUCAUUACAAUGUGACAACGAAGGCUAGAGUUGGUUGUAUUGACAAGAACACAUAUAUUACAUCAUAUUACACCAAGUCAAUGAGACCUGAGAGUGUUUAUAUUGUUUCCGUUUAUGCUGAAAAUAAAGCAAUGCAAAGAGGACCGAAAGUGGAACAUGUGUUUACAACACCUGCUUAUAAAAAAAGACCAAAACCCCAAUCGAGCCGUUCGGGAUUGAGUGAUGUUGCUAUUGCAGGAAUAGUUGUUGCAUGUUUGUCAGCAUUUACUGCAAUAAUGGGUUUCCUUUGUAAAGUCUGCUGCUCUGAAUCGGAUGAGGAAGUGGAUGAAAACAUAGCUUUGAAUGGAAAAUGAGAUAGCCACUCGAUGGAAAUGUAAUAAAGACAUUGGAUGUGAACGAAAGAUAUUUUUUGUCUAUUUGUUGAUGUUAAACAUCUAACAAAGUAUUUACUUUUUGUAUUUACGUUUUGUGUUAUUCCUAAUUUUUGUUAAAAGUAUUUAAAAUGCUGCACAAGAUUUCUUCUCGACUUCAAAUAAACAGAUUGUUCAGAGCUUAUUUUACUUUAAAAACGCAAUUUAACGGGGACUCGAUUUUUUUUGUGAUUGUUUUUAGUCGGAAACGAACUUUUCGCUCUUUAGCUUAUUUUGAACGAUUGUUC
This is a messenger RNA of Hydractinia symbiolongicarpus, 3257 nucleotides long. RefSeq lists its product as uncharacterized. Lineage: Eukaryota; Metazoa; Cnidaria; Hydrozoa; Anthoathecata; Hydractiniidae. The record is from RefSeq and is a predicted model, not a curated record. Gene Ontology annotation, molecular function: protein binding. The transcript is spliced from 8 exons. The coding region runs from base 1777 to 2952 and encodes 391 amino acids.